GUUGACUGUUGAACAAACCCCAGCCAGGAGGGCGACAGAGCCGAGCGGAGCUGAACCGGGAGGAGAACAUAGUUUGGCCGAAUACAAGAGACGGUGUCCCGGUGUCGGAUAGCUUUCACCCCGCAUUCUGGACCUUUUUACAUUUCUCGCAACCAGACAAGUGGCUGCAGGUUGAAGCUGCCAUUCUGCGAGAGGAGCCGCCCAGACGUGACGCUAACGGGUAAAUUGGGCUGGAGCGGCCGGCUGCAGCCUAGCUGAAGAUGUCUGAUAAUGGGGAGGUCGAGGACAAGCCCCCAGCUCCGCCCAUGAGGAACACCAGCACCAUGAUUGGAUCCUGCAACAAGGACCCCGCCCCGCUCAACCACGGCUCCAAGCCCCUCCCGCCCAACCCAGAGGACAAGAAGAAGAAGGACCGCUCGAUCCGGUUCAUCUUGACGGGGGGAGGCGACAAGACCUAUAAGAAGAAGGAGCGUCCAGAGAUUUCCCUGCCAUCUGAUUUUGAACACACCAUCCAUGUCGGCUUUGACGCCGUUACCGGGGAGUUUACUGGCAUGCCGGAGCAGUGGGCCCGGCUCCUGCAGACGUCCAACAUCACCAAAUUGGAGCAGAAGAAGAAUCCUCAGGCCGUCCUCGACGUUCUAAAGUUCUAUGACUCGAAAGAAACGGCCAACAGCCAGAAGUACAUGAGCUUCACAGAUAAAAAUGCAGAUGCCUACAGCUCCUCCACCACGACGAGCUCCAAGGCUGUGUCAGAGACGCCCGCCAUAGCAACCGUAUCUGAGGACGACGACGAGGAUGAGGCCGAGCCCCCGCCGGUGAUCGCCCCCCGACCAGAGCACACCAAAUCAAUAUACACUCGCUCGGUGAUCGAGCCCCUCCCUCUUCCUCCUCCCACCAAAGAUGCCGCGACCUCGCCCAUCUCCCCGCCGCCGGCCGUCGGGGCCUCCACCGCCACUGCCGCCGCCGGUGUCACCCCCGCCCCCCCUUCGGACGGAGCUCCCAGCAGCCCUCCCAGUGCGAGCCCCGCCCCCGGGCCCUCAGUGCCCCGCCCCCAGGACAAAACCAGGAAGAAGAAGAUGUCGGAUGAGGAGAUCCUGGAGAAACUACGGACGAUCGUGAGUGUGGGAGACCCCAAGAAGAAAUAUACACGCUUCGAGAAGAUCGGACAGGGGGCAUCUGGAACGGUGUACACAGCCAUAGACAUCGCUACAGGACAGGAGGUUGCCAUCAAACAGAUGAACCUGCAGCAGCAGCCCAAGAAGGAGCUGAUCAUCAAUGAGAUUCUGGUGAUGAGGGAAAAUAAGAACCCCAACAUUGUCAACUACCUGGACAGUUACCUGGUGGGUGACGAGCUGUGGGUGGUGAUGGAGUACCUGGCCGGAGGUUCGUUGACUGAUGUCGUCACGGAGACCUGCAUGGAUGAAGCCCAGAUAGCUGCUGUGUGCAGAGAGUGUCUCCAGGCGUUGGAGUUCCUCCACUUCAACCAGGUCAUCCAUCGAGACAUUAAGAGCGACAACAUCCUGCUGGGCAUGGACGGCUCAGUCAAACUCACCGACUUUGGCUUCUGCGCCCAAAUCACCCCGGAGCAGAGCAAACGCAGCACCAUGGUGGGGACUCCGUACUGGAUGGCCCCGGAGGUCGUGACCCGCAAAGCCUACGGCCCCAAAGUGGACAUCUGGUCCCUGGGCAUCAUGGCCAUAGAGAUGGUGGAGGGGGAGCCGCCCUACCUGAAUGAGAACCCACUGAGGGCACUGUAUCUCAUAGCAACCAACGGGACACCGGAACUGCAGAACCCGGAGAAGCUGUCGACAACAUUCAGGGACUUCCUGAACCGAUGUCUGGAGAUGGACGUGGAGAAGAGAGGGUCGGCGAAAGAGCUGCUGCAGCACCAGUUUCUGAAGAUGGCGAAGCCCCUCUCCAGUCUGACUCCUCUCAUCGUGGCUGCUAAGGAGGCAGCCAAGAACAACCGCUAGCGAGCCUUGCUCCAUCUGUUCCUCCCUCUCUUUCUCUGUCUGCCAUCCCUCCUUCCUCUCUCUUUCUUCUUCUCUAUUUUUCUUGGUAGACAGGAGAGCAGCGAUGGCACAAGCCUACAGUCCUUCUCUCCCUUUUUCUAUUUUUCUUUUCUCUUUUGCAACCUGCACCGACUCCUCCGUCACCCCGUAACCUUUGACCCCAAGCUUGACCUCCCCUAAUAACCCUCACAGGGAAAGGAAGAUGGGUACUUUCUUCCUCUAAUUCUUUGUUUGCUGGACUUGAUCAGGAAGGGGGGGGGGAUCAAGGGAUGUCAUCGCCCCCUCAGCCAGUAUGAACAACCCAAAAGGAGAGAGUGAGAGUUUUUUUUAAUAUAUCUGUUUGCCCGUCUGUUUUUUUCUUACCGUGUCUGAAAAAAGGACCACGACAGCCAAUCAGCACCCUCUGCUGCAGACUGUGUGUGUGUGUGUGUGUGUGUGUGUGUGUGUGUGUGUGUGUGUUAGCUAAGUUCCGAGCUUCCUGUCACGCAUCUAUGGGUUUCAGUCAGACUGCGUCUUCUAUCUAAAAGUGCAUUGGUUGAUUUUAAUUUUAUCACUCAUUUUCUUAAUCAACAUUUUUGUGUGUGUAUGUUUGAGUGUGUGUGUGUGUUUUGUCAAGUUCAUGGUAACUUUACCUUCUAUAGUUUUUAACAAGGAGCAGGUGUGGUUCGGUACUUUGUGGUGUCUGCGGUGAGAGCUGUGAUUUAGACAAUAUUAUUAUGAAUUAUAAUAAAGUACAGGUAUGGUGGCCCGGAGCCGUUGAUGGACCGAGUUUGGACGCUUUCGAGGUUUCCCUCUUCAAAAGUUUAUUUUGACUGCCUGAUUUCUUCCCAGUAGGAAGCAACAUUUUCUUCUAUUAGGUUUCAUAAAUAAUUCACAGUUGCUGAUGGAAUAUUAGAUGUAGCAUUACACUCCUAUAACACCGUCUGACUCGAGCCAGACAAUAAAAAAAAGAAUAAAAGAAAACCGAUGAAGCCAAACUUCCCUUUUUUAUUCUUAUUUCACUGUUCUGGUGUAAAAUGUUUUCUAAUCAGAUCCGUAAUUGCUACAAUUGCACAAACAAAAAGAAAUAGAAGCUUUAUUGUCAAAUGAUUGUCUUGAAAUGACGGAUGUAGACGGGAGUAAAAACAAUUAGCUCUAGCUCAAAAUAGUGUUUGCGUAGGAACGCUGCUCGGACUGAAAUAAAGUUUGUCAGUGGUGCUCUUUGAGACACAAUAAUCUUGUUAUAGUCCAUUUAGAGUCAAAAGAUGUGUUAGGGCGGGCUUACUGUGAUUGACAGUAGAAGGCGUCACACUCCAUCUGCGGCUCUGGGAUGUCUGUCUGUGAG
Molecule: messenger RNA, 3336 nt
Organism: Cyclopterus lumpus (lumpfish)
Lineage: Eukaryota; Metazoa; Chordata; Actinopteri; Perciformes; Cyclopteridae
Gene: pak1
Product: p21 protein (Cdc42/Rac)-activated kinase 1
Exons: 16
Coding region: 261-1973 (570 amino acids)
Biological process (GO): regulation of MAPK cascade; protein phosphorylation; regulation of axonogenesis
Cellular component (GO): cytoplasm
Molecular function (GO): ATP binding; protein serine/threonine kinase activity
Source: RefSeq, a predicted model, not a curated record